CGAUGCUUUUACAGCUCUUCUGAGAACAACAAACCAGAACGCAAACAAUAACAACAUAAAAAACAUAAAAGAUGCUAUUGCGCGGGUGAAUCAUCGCUAAAUAAGCAACAAUCACUUCCUAAAGGCGAACUUGGCGAAGGCAGCACCGGGGGCACGCGAACGACCCCUCAAACAUGUCGUCGGAUGCAAUUUCAACGGAAUGUGCGCACCUGGUGGUGUUCAAACAGUUUCUGGCUGCAACGGCGGAAAAGGCGGCUGCCACAAGCGAAGAGGCUACAAGUCGUAAUUGUGUAACCCGCACGAAUAAUGACACCUACAAAGUUUCCAGCGAGGAGCGCCACGCUGAAUUGGUUUCGUCGAUUUGGCAGCAGUUGGUGUUGCGGGGGUGCCCGGAAGUGUUCCGGGUAAAGCUGCUUCAUCAAUCAGUGCUGCAAGUGGAACAUGAUCUAUGCUACGCCAAGGAGUGCGAGGUCUCCGGAGAGGGUCCCCUCCAAUAUGACCUUCUCAGGCUGCAAAAGUUUGCUGCAAGCGAGUUGGAAAAGUUUCUCAUCAAGCUCACCGACAACUCUGAGAUGGAGCGCCUCAAGGAUUAUGCCGAUGAGGGUACUAUCUGUCAGAUAGCCUCAGAAUGUAUGGGCCACGUGGAUGUUGAUUCUUGUCACACGUCCGCCGCUGUGAAAAACAAGCCCAGAAAAAUGGAGGAUCGUCACCUCUGCCUGGAACGAUUUGGAGCCAUAUUUGGGCUGGAAGACAAGGAUUCUCGUUUUUUUGGGGUAUUUGAUGGCCAUUCCGGCUCCCUCUCCGCUAGCUAUGCGACCAGUCAGCUUCCCCAGCUGUUGGCGGAUCAGCUUAAAGCCAAUCCGGAAUCCUCUACCUCCCACUCCUGUGACUUGUAUCGUGAUGCUUUUGAGUCGGCCUUUCUCCUGGCAGAUGAUCGCUUUACGCAGAAGAAAAUAACCAGUGGUACCACUAGUGUUUGUGCCCUUAUCACGAAGGCCCAACUCUGCAUAGCUUGGGUAGGGGACUCGAAGGCUCUCUUGGUGGGCAAAAGAACUCAACUGCAGCUGGUGAAACCGCACAAACCAGAGAAUCCGGAUGAGAAAAGGAGAAUAGAAGCAGCGGGCGGCUCAGUUAUCCACGCACAGGGUCAGUGGAGGGUGAACGGCAUACUAAACGUGGCCCGCUCCAUUGGCGAUUACUGUUUGGAUGCAGUCAUUGCGGAGCCCGAUUUUGUUGAUGUGCAGCUGAAUGAGGCUCAUGAUUUCCUGGUCCUCGGGACCGAUGGCCUGUGGGAUCAUGUAUCCGAGACUUUUGUCAUUGACACCGUUUACGAAUCCCUAGCCGAUCCUACAAUGAAGCUGGACGACAUUCCCAAGCUGCUAAUAGAGGCCGCCAAGGAGAACGAUUCCCAGGACAAUAUCACAGCUGUAGUGGUACUACUGAAACCGAGAAUACAAAUCGGCAAUGAUUAGGAUGCGGAGAGAAGCCUUAAUAGACUGCAGCUGGAGCUACGGAAAUCCAAACAUCGAAGUUUCUCAAGUGUUACCCGCUCUGGGUGGGUAUAGGAAGUGGAGAAAUUCACCCUUUCCAAAUCAAAUCUUAACAUUAUAUUCGACAUUAUUAUGUUCUUUACCAGCCACCCAUUCGGACACAUUUUUGUUAUUUUGUUGAAGUGUAAAUAACUCAAAACGUCGACACCUUAUUGACAUAUUCUCACGUGCCUAGCGUGGUCCUUGGACCGGGGAUUGUCCGGCCAGGCCACUUGUUUGGUUGCUCUUGAAUAAGCUCAAUCAAAAUAAAUUAAGGUUGGUUAAGCAGAUGGGAAGGUUUUCCAAAGAAGAUCCAAGUUUUUGAGGCAGCUGUUAACCGACACAAAAUUAACACACAAAA
This is a messenger RNA of Drosophila bipectinata, 1890 nucleotides long. RefSeq names its product protein phosphatase 1F. The record is from RefSeq and is a predicted model, not a curated record. Gene Ontology annotation, molecular function: protein serine/threonine phosphatase activity. Gene Ontology annotation, biological process: peptidyl-threonine dephosphorylation. NCBI's taxonomy places the organism in Eukaryota, Metazoa, Arthropoda, Insecta, Diptera, Drosophilidae.